AUGCCCAGAAUAAUCAUCAAAGGAGGUGUAUGGAAGAACACCGAGGAUGAGGUUCUCAAAGCAGCCAUCGCAAAAUAUGGCAAGAACCAAUGGGCGCGUAUAUCGUCUCUUCUUGUCCGUAAAACUCCAAAACAAUGCAAGGCACGGUGGUAUGAAUGGCUGGAUCCCUCAAUUAAGAAGACGGAGUGGUCAAAGACUGAAGACGAGAAACUUCUACAUCUGGCCAAACUCAUGCCCACACAGUGGCGAACUAUUGCUCCCAUUGUCGGUCGCACUGCAACUCAAUGCCUCGAACGCUACCAGAAGCUCCUUGACGAGGCUGAGGCCAAAGAGAAUGAAGAAUUAGGCCUUGCUGGUCCAGAGGGUGAUGUCGGGCCCAGUGCUGACGAUGUUCGUCGAUUGCGACCUGGAGAGAUAGAUCCCGACCCAGAAACUAAACCGGCACGUCCUGAUCCAAUCGACAUGGAUGAAGAUGAAAAGGAAAUGUUGUCCGAAGCCCGUGCUCGUCUAGCUAACACACAAGGCAAGAAAGCUAAACGGAAGGCCCGUGAGCGCCAACUUGAAGAAGCAAGACGGCUGGCUGUGUUGCAGAAGAAGCGGGAGCUUAAGGCAGCUGGUAUAAUAAUGAGGCACAAGACGAAGAAAAAAGGAAUGGAUUAUAACGCCGAUAUACCCUUUGAAAAGAAACCUGCUCCUGGGUUUUAUGACACAGCCGAGGAACAGGCGCGUGUAGCCGCGGCUCCCGUCGGUCAAACCUUACGACGGCUUGAAAAUAAACGUAAACCAGAGGAAGAAGAGGCCGAGAGGAAGAAGCGGCAGCGGAAGAAUGGUGCGGGUAAGGAGGCAGAGGGUUCUGGGCACCAGACGAAAUUUAUUGCUGCGCGGGACGCUCAAAUCCAGAAGCUCAAGGAAGCAGAAUCGAUAGGGAAGAGAAGAAAAUUGAUGCUUCCCGCCGCUCAAGUGGGUGAAGCAGAGCUCGAUCAUAUAGUGAAGAUUGGUCAAGCUGGGGAAAGCGCGAAGGCGUUGGUUAGUGGAGGUAGUGACGCGAGUGGCCGGCUAUUGAGCGAUUACGAAGGCCUGGAAGAUGCCAAAAUGGCCCGAACCCCUCGCACAGUAGCUCAGCAGGAUAAUGUGCUUAUGGAAGCCCGCAAUUUGAGAAACAUGACCAUCGCUCAAACACCCCUGCUUGGCGAGGAAAACACUCCAUUACAUAUCGAUAGCGGUGGCGGCACCGGUUUUGAUGGCGCGACUCCUCGUCACCAAGUUGCUUUUACUCCCAAUCCCCUUGCAACCCCUCUAAGAUCCGUAGGAGAUGUUUCGGCCACACCCCACGGUGAUGGCGUAGCCUCUGCCACACCUAUUCGCACACCCCUCCGGGAUAAUCUAGCGAUUAAUCCAGACGGAUCAACUAUAUCAGGAGAUACACCUAGAGAGCAGUAUUUACGCCAACAUUCAGCGAAGCGAGCGUUACAAGCAGGCUUCCUCAACCUGCCCGAGCCCGAAAAUAACUUUGAACUCUUAGUGCCUGAAGAGGAACCGGACGGCGAGGAAGAUGCUCAAACAUCACGAGUCGUUGAGAUUGACGCCGCUGAGCGCGACGCGAGGCUGAAGCGUAUUCAAGAAGAGGAGGAGAGGAAGGCGUUAGCUCGACGAUCUCAAGUAGUUCGUAUGGGCCUACCAAGACCCGCCAAUGUCGAUCCGGAAGCUCUUUUGGCGCAUCUUUCGAUUCAGGAAGAGGGAAAUGUGACCGACGCACAAACGUUGAUAAAUCGUGAGCUCACCCAGCUCAUGCUUCAUGAUUCAAUCCUACACCCUAUCGUCGGUACUUCGCGGCCAGGGGGUUCCAGGUCUUCGUACGAAGUGCCAGAUGACGAUAGUAUGGACACAGCACGUUCUGCCAUUCAUCUUGAAUUGGCCUCCCUUGUUGGUUUCCCCCAAGCCAGUCCGGAACAGGUUCGCGAAGGGCUCAAGUCUUUGGCCAAAACGGAUGAAAUUGACGAAAGUUUAUCCUGGGCUUCGAUCUGCAAGAGCCUCGUGUAUAAUACUCAAACCAAAACAUGGGUUCAACCGUCAGAACUAUCACUAGACGAACGUAUUGCUGGAUACGAGGUUCAACUCGAGGAGUGCCGAGAAAUGAUGUCCAGGGAAGCGCAGAAGUCUGGGAAAGCUGAGAAGAAGUUGGGUAAAAUCUUAGGUGGCUAUCAAGUUCGCGCACAAAUGUUGGCAAAGAGAGUUACGGAUGCUUUUGCCCAACUCGAGAAGACUCACGUCGAUUACCAGAGCUUCUCUCAACUACUCACCAACGAAACAGCUGUCGGGCCUCGUAGACUUGCGGCAUUGAGGGAGGAGGUGGAGGUACUGGAGCGAAGAGAGAAGUUGUUACAAGAACGAUAUGCAGAUUUGGAUUCAGAGAGGAGAGAGUCUGAAGCAAGGGUAGCGGUAUUGGAAGAAAAGUUGAUGGCUGAAGCUGAGGCACUGAACGAAGAACAUCUUGCGCAGAUGGAGAGUGUUGAAGCAUAG
Messenger RNA from Marasmius oreades (fairy-ring Marasmius), 2520 nucleotides. RefSeq lists its product as uncharacterized. NCBI's taxonomy places the organism in Eukaryota, Fungi, Basidiomycota, Agaricomycetes, Agaricales, Marasmiaceae. The record is from RefSeq and is a predicted model, not a curated record. Gene Ontology annotation, cellular component: spliceosomal complex; Prp19 complex. The coding region runs from base 1 to 2520 and encodes 839 amino acids. Gene Ontology annotation, biological process: mRNA splicing, via spliceosome. The transcript is spliced from 9 exons.